AUGUCGACAAAGUCUCCCCCAGCCGGAUCUGACUCAGAAAAACAAACCUUGCCCAAUCUCCCCGCCAAUGUCUGCAUCUUCUCACCUAAGAAGCCCUCAGCGGUCGAGGCUCUACUAAGCGCCCGCGUCUUCACCCGCCUCGUCGCAAGCGCCAGCACCACCCCGGAAAAGCUGGCAGCCAUUAAGAAAUACCCCGGGGUGCAGGAGGAUUUUUGUCUCAUCCACCGUAACGCUGUGCUUAUCUUCGAUGGCGCCCUAAGUGAGCAGGAUGCAUUAGUGGAGGAUCUGCAUCAUGAGCACUUCCGGGUUAUAUGUCUUGCUCUCAAGGAGUAUGAUAUCGGUCUGGAUGUCGCGGGGUGCAUACACGAUGCGACGGAUGUUCUUGGCGCGGGGUUCCAGCUUGAUAAGCUGAACGAUCGGUCUGCGUUGGUGAUUGAUCUUGUGGUGGAAGAGGAUAGCGAUGACGAGGAUUCUACCACUUAA
Messenger RNA from Fusarium sp. VM40, 483 nucleotides. Lineage: Eukaryota; Fungi; Ascomycota; Sordariomycetes; Hypocreales; Nectriaceae. The record is from the annotation of a GenBank genome assembly.